GGAGAAGAAGGCCCAGAAGCGGAGGAAAUCCUAAUCUCGCCCCAGCUAGCCACGCCGCCACGUUGCCCCCUCCUCCAAUCCACAGAGGAGGAAACCACAGUCGCCGGCAAAGCUGGACACCUGCGCCAUGGAGCGGGUGGCGCUGCUCCGCAACUCCGGCCGCCGCCUCCUCCACCGCUGCCGCCGGCCCAGGCCCGUCGUCCAGGCCGCGGGGCCGUCCGCGCCGUACCGCCCGUCGUCGUCGUCGCACAGCCGCGCGGGUCUACCCGGCGGCGCGCGGCUCCUGGCCGCCGCGGCGCCGCUGCACUGCGCCGGGCGGUACUGGCCGCACGCCGCGCCUCGCUUCGUCCGGCGCCUCUCCGCCCCUGCCGUGUCCACGUCGCCCUCACCCGUGCCCAGUGAUACAGAUGACGUCCAUGAGUAUGCUGCAAAGUUAGGGUUUGAGAAGGUAUCUGAACAGAGCAUAGAUGAGUGCAAAUCAACUGCUGUCCUUUACAAGCACAAGAAGACAGGCGCAGAAGUGAUGUCUGUAUCAAAUGAUGAUGAGAAUAAAGUGUUUGGCAUUGUUUUCCGCACUCCACCGAAAAAUUCGACUGGAAUACCUCACAUCCUUGAACAUAGUGUUCUCUGUGGAUCAAGAAAGUACCCUUUAAAAGAGCCAUUUGUUGAGCUCUUAAAGGGCAGCCUGCACACUUUCCUGAAUGCGUUCACUUAUCCAGAUCGGACAUGUUAUCCAGUUGCUUCAACAAACGCUAAGGACUUCUAUAACUUGGUAGAUGUAUACCUUGAUGCAGUCUUUUUCCCUAGAUGUGUUGAGGACUUCCAAACAUUUCAACAGGAAGGUUGGCAUUAUGAACUUGACAAUCCUGAAGAGGAGAUAUCCUACAAAGGUGUUGUCUUCAAUGAGAUGAAAGGAGUUUACUCUCAACCUGACAACCUAAUGGGGCGUGUAUCUCAACAGGCCCUUUUCCCUGAGAACACUUAUGGUGUGGAUAGCGGUGGAGACCCAAAUGAAAUCCCAAAGCUUACUUUUGAAGAAUUCAAGGAGUUCCACAGCAAGUAUUAUCAUCCAAGUAAUGCUAGGAUCUGGUUCUAUGGUGAUGAUGACCCAAAAGAACGCCUACGCGUUCUAAGUGAAUAUCUCGAUCAGUUUGAAGCCAGCCCUGCUCCUAAUGAAUCUAAGAUUUGGCCACAGAGGCUAUUCAAAGAACCAGUGAGAAUUGUUGAGAAGUAUCCUGUUGGUCAGGAAGGGGAUCUAAAGAAGAAAUUUAUGGUGUGUAUUAAUUGGCUGCUGUCAGAGCAGCCACUAGAUGUAGAAACUGAGCUUACGCUUGGUUUCUUGGACCACCUUUUGUUGGGAACUCCUGCUUCACCCCUUAGAAGGAUUCUUCUUGAAAGUGGUUUAGGGGAUGCUAUAGUAGGUGGUGGUGUUGAAGAUGAGCUCCUUCAGCCACAAUUCAGUAUAGGUUUGAAAGGUGUAUCUGAGGAUAACAUUAAAGAAGUUGAAGAGUUGGUAAUGCAAACUUUGAAGAAUCUGGCAGAGGAAGGGUUUGCACCAGAAGCAGUGGAGGCAUCUAUGAACACAAUUGAAUUCGCUCUUAGGGAGAACAACACAGGAUCGUUCCCUCGAGGCUUGUCUCUGAUGCUUCGUUCGAUUGGAAAAUGGAUAUAUGACAUGGACCCUUUUGAGCCUCUGAAAUAUGAACGCCCAUUGCAGCAGUUGAAAGCACGCAUUGCAGCAGAGGGAUCUAAAGCAGUAUUUUCACCACUCUUGGAGAAAUUUUUAUUGAAUAAUGCGCAUCGUGCCACAAUUGAAAUGCAGCCUGAUCCAGAGAAGGCUUCACGUGAUGAAGCAGCUGAGAAAGAGAUUCUAAAGCAAGUAAAGGCUAGCAUGACUCGAGAGGAUCUUGCAGAAUUGGCACGUGCCACAAAAGAGCUGAAGGAUAAACAAGAAACUCCAGAUCCCCCAGAAGCUCUAAAAGCUGUCCCUAGCCUGUCAUUGCAAGAUAUCCCUAAAGAGCCUAUUCAUGUACCUAUAGAGGUGGGAGAGAUAAACGGGGUCAAGGUUUUGCAACAUGAUCUCUUUACCAAUGAUGUUGUCUACUCCGAAAUUGUAUUUGACAUGAGUUCGUUGAAGAAAGAUCAUCUGCAGUUGUUGCCGUUGUUCUGCCAAUCUUUGCUGGAGAUGGGCACAAAAGACAUGGACUUCGUGCAGCUUAACCAAUUAAUUGGAAGAAAAACUGGAGGCAUAUCAGUUUACCCAUUCACAUCGUCGAUAAGGGGAAAAGAUGAUCCUCUUACUCGGAUCGUUGUUAGGGGGAAGUCUAUGGCAACACGAGUAGAAGAUUUGUUUAAUCUGAUUUACUGCAUUCUCCAAGAUGUUCAGUUCACAGAGCAGCAGAGGUUCAAGCAGUUUGUUUCUCAAAGUAAAGCAAGAAUGGAGAAUCGAUUGAGGGGCAGUGGCCAUGGCAUAGCUGCUGCUAGAAUGGAUGCUAAGUUAAAUGCAGCUGGAUGGAUUGCUGAGCAGAUGGGUGGUAUUAGUUAUCUUGAGUAUUUACGUGAUCUGGAAACGAAGAUCGAUCAAGAUUGGGACAAAAUAUCAUCUUCGCUUGAGGAAAUGAGACAAUCUCUCUUUAGAAAGGACGGUUGCCUGGUCAACAUAACAAGUGACUGGAAAAAUCUUGAGAAAUCUAACAAACAUAUUGCCAAAUUUCUUGAUUCGCUGCCAAGUACUACAUCCCUUGGAAGUGAUCCAUGGCUUUCUCGAUUGCCAUCUGUUAACGAAGCUAUCGUUGUACCCACUCAGGUUAAUUAUGUUGGAAAAGCUGGAAACCUGUACCAAAGUGGAUAUCAGCUCAAUGGAAGUGCCUAUGUCAUCUCCAAGCAUAUAAGCAAUACGUGGUUGUGGGACCGUGUUCGAGUUAGUGGUGGUGCAUAUGGAGGGUUUUGUGAUUUUGACACCCAUUCAGGAGUGUUCUCAUACUUGUCAUACCGUGAUCCAAAUUUAUUGAAAACACUAGAAGUUUAUGAUGAGACGGCCAAGUUCCUAAGAGAGCUAGAAAUGGAUGAUGAUUGUCUCACAAAAGCUAUUAUUGGUACCAUAGGUGACGUUGAUUCCUACCAGCUGCCAGAUGCUAAAGGUUACAGCAGUCUAAUGCGAUACUUGCUGGGCAUCACGGUGGAGGAACGCCAGCAAAGACGUGAAGAGAUACUAUCAACCAGCUUGAAGGAUUUCAAGGAGUUUGCUGAUGCUGUCGAAACAAUUAACGACAACGGUGUCGUGGUUGCCGUUGCAUCACCUGAGGACGUCGAAGCAGCAAACAAGGAAAAUCCCUUGUUUUCAGACGUCAAGAAGUGCCUGUGAAGCUCCUUCAUUUCUGCUGCCUUUGCAGGAUUUUAGUCUAGAUCUGCGCUGAGCACAGAGGUUCUUCAGUCUCUCCUCGCCUACGAAUGAUGAUUCUGAUACUGUAACAUCAUAUCUUACAUAGCGAGAGUAUCCAGCCAUGAUUUUUUUUCUCGCAAUUUUGGGGACAACAGUAGUUCAGGAUGAUGGGCAAAGUGUAUUCAGUGUAUUUCACUUGCAUUGCUGCUUUCCCCAUCAAACAAGUCAGAUGUACGCGAAGUUUCUGACAGAAGAUAAAUAAGAGAUUGCUCAAAUUGUUGCUCCA
This is a messenger RNA of Oryza sativa Japonica Group (Japanese rice), 3668 nucleotides long. Its product is annotated as presequence protease 1, chloroplastic/mitochondrial. Gene Ontology annotation, molecular function: metalloendopeptidase activity; metal ion binding. The record is from RefSeq and is a predicted model, not a curated record. Gene Ontology annotation, biological process: protein processing. Gene Ontology annotation, cellular component: chloroplast; mitochondrion. NCBI's taxonomy places the organism in Eukaryota, Viridiplantae, Streptophyta, Magnoliopsida, Poales, Poaceae.